AUGCAUACAGAUAAAGUUGUUUUCGACCCAAAGAAAAGGUCCAUUGCUGGUGGAGGAUUAAGUCUUAACAAGAAGGAACCAGGUAGCCUUCAUAAUACUACAAGAGAAGCUCUAAUCUGCUUUCGAGUUAUGGGAUUUCUACCUUUGACGGGAUUAACCAAUCGAUCUAGUGAUAAAGUAAGGUAUACCCUUAGGUCGCCAUAUACUAUAUAUUAUGCAUUCAGCAUAUUUGGACAAAUACUGAUGUGCCUCGCUACAAUAUUUCAAAUAUAUCAGAAGAGAGUACAGCUGGGAAAUUUUACAAAUUUUAUAUUCUGCGUUUCAAAUUUAGCAGCAGCCUUGAUCCUAGCCAAAACCAGUUACAGCUGGCCAACGAUAAUGAAAACAUUUGAGAAAAUAGAAAACCAACUGCCUUAUUUCAGAAGAAGCUUUAGAACUACUGUAACUUUGGCUACGGCGUUUAUGAUCACAAUUAGUGCAGGUAAAACUUUUAACUAA
This is a messenger RNA of Arctia plantaginis, 498 nucleotides long. The record is from the annotation of a GenBank genome assembly. NCBI's taxonomy places the organism in Eukaryota, Metazoa, Arthropoda, Insecta, Lepidoptera, Erebidae.